AUGUCUUGUAAAACUAAUUAUUCCGUAAAAGAUGCACAUGAAAUUGCAACAAAACAAGAUGAUUUGUGCCUUUCAGAUCAAUAUGCCAGUUGCAAUAUUCCACAAGAUGGCGCUGUGUUAAAGGGCAUGAAUGAAAAAUUGCAAAAGAAUGAGGCAGUUUAUGCCUCUCAGGUAAAUAUGUCAAUUGCCACAUUCCAUUGCGAUGGCGUUGUACUGAAGGGCAUGAAUGGGAUGCUCAACUUAGCAAUAUAA
Messenger RNA from Entrophospora sp. SA101, 252 nucleotides. The record is from the annotation of a GenBank genome assembly. NCBI's taxonomy places the organism in Eukaryota, Fungi, Glomeromycota, Glomeromycetes, Entrophosporales, Entrophosporaceae.